Neohortaea acidophila is the source of this 6636-nucleotide messenger RNA. RefSeq lists its product as uncharacterized. The transcript is spliced from 2 exons. Gene Ontology annotation, molecular function: 3-oxoacyl-[acyl-carrier-protein] synthase activity; phosphopantetheine binding; fatty acid synthase activity. Gene Ontology annotation, biological process: fatty acid biosynthetic process; secondary metabolite biosynthetic process. The coding region runs from base 1 to 6636 and encodes 2211 amino acids. NCBI's taxonomy places the organism in Eukaryota, Fungi, Ascomycota, Dothideomycetes, Mycosphaerellales, Teratosphaeriaceae. The record is from RefSeq and is a predicted model, not a curated record.
AUGUCGAACGUACUCUUGUUCGGCGAUCAAACCGCCGAGCAGUACCCCCUACUACACAAAAUCGUCCUCCGAAAAGAAAAUCCUCUGCUCCGGAACUUCGUGGAGCGCGUCUCCGUCAUCUUGCGAGAAGAGACGAGAUCACUACCGCGGAGUCAGCGGGAUCUGAUGCCCGACUUCCUGACCCUCAACGAUCUCAUCGAGGCAUACUAUCAGAAGGGCUCAAAGGUGGCAAUGCUGGAAACGGUCUUGGUCACCAUUGCUCAGCUCGGUCAUUACAUUGGAUACUUCUCCGAAAACCCAUCCGAGCUCCCUGCCGCGUCGAAUGUUCGCGUUCUCGGGCUGUGUACCGGCCUCUUGGCCGCGUCUGCGGUGGUGUCGGCGAAGACGGUCGAAGAGCUUGUCCCUCUCUCUGUCGAGCUGGUUCGCGUUGCUUUCCGCUCCGGAGCCGUGGCUGACAGCGCUCGCAACAUCUUGUCUCUCGUCGGAGAAGAGAAGGCACCGUGGUCGACGAUUGUGACCGGCGCAACAGAACAGACUGCCAACGAGGCCUUGGCAGCCUUCCACAAAGAGAAGGGCAUUGCAUACUCCAAUCAGGCGUACGUGUCUGCCGUGUCCACCAUGGCCGUGACCAUCUCUGGUCCGCCGUCCACCACCAAGCGCUUUUUCGAGGAAUCUCCCGCGCUCAAGAACAACAACCGCGUUCCCAUUCCGGUGUACGCUCCAUACCACGCCGCACAUCUCUACAGCCAGGCCGAUUUCGAUCGAAUUCUGGCGGGCUCUGUCACGCGAGAGCUCAAGAAGCACCAGCCAGCUUCUCUGGUGCACUCCGCGGUGACUGGCAAGCCAAUCGUGGCCGAAAACACCCUCGACCUCGCCGAAGAAGCCGUUUCGGAGAUGCUGCAACAGCCCGUUCGCUGGGCGAACUUGCUGGAAGAGAUUGUUUCCCAGGUUACAUCCGGCAAAGCACCCGCCAAAAUCUACGCGAUCGGCGUCAGCAAUGUUGCCAACAGCCUCGUCUCGGCCAUCAGGGCUGGUGGCUUGAGCGAGGUUGUUGCCGUCGACUAUACCACAUGGACGGCGCCCGAUACCGCCACCAACGGACGCACGCAAAACGACAAGGUCGCCAUUGUUGGCAUGGCCGGUCGUUUCCCCAGUGCCGCCAACCACGAGGCGCUUUGGGAGCUGCUCAUGAAGGGCUUGGAUGUGCACCGCAGAAUUCCCGCGGAUCGCUUUGAUGCUGACGCGCAUUGCGACCCGUCCGGAAAGGGCAAGAACAAGUCCCACACGCCCUUUGGAUGCUUCAUCGACGAGCCCGGUCUUUUUGAUCCUCGUUUCUUCAACAUGUCUCCGCGUGAGGCAGCUCAGACCGAUCCAAUGGGUCGUCUUGCGUUGGUCACUGCGUACGAGGCUCUGGAAAUGAGCGGAUACGUUCCCAACCGCACCCCCAGCACCAAGCUGAACCGCAUUGGCACUUUCUACGGUCAGACUUCCGACGAUUGGCGUGAAAUCAACGCCGCGGAGAAUGUCGAUACCUACUUCAUCACUGGUGGUGUGCGUGCCUUUGCUCCCGGCCGCAUCAACUACUACUUCAAAUUCUCCGGCCCGUCGUACUCCGUAGACACCGCUUGCUCGUCUUCCCUGGCCGCCAUCCAGCUUGCCUGCACGUCCCUGUGGGCCGGCGACUGCGACACGGCCAUUGCGGGCGGUCUCAACGUUCUGACCAACCCAGACAUUUUCUCCGGUCUGUCCAAGGGCCAGUUCUUGUCCAAGACCGGCUCUUGCAAGACGUACGACAACGCCGCUGAUGGAUACUGCCGUGGCGACUCCUGUGGAUCUGUUAUCCUCAAGCGCUACGAGGAUGCCAUUGCGGACAAGGACAACAUCUUGGGCUGCAUUCUCGGUGCCGCGACCAACCACUCCGCUGAAGCCGUCUCCAUCACUCACCCGCACGCCGGUGCGCAAGAGUUCCUCUACAAGAGAGUUCUUGCCAACGCUGGCAUUGACGCCCACGAGGUCAGCUACGUGGAGAUGCACGGUACUGGUACCCAGGCCGGAGACGGCAUUGAAAUGACCUCGGUCACCAAUGUCUUCGCCCCUCGCCACCGCCAGCGCCGUCCUGAGCAGACUGUGCACCUUGGUGCCAUCAAAGCCAACGUUGGUCACGCAGAGGCUGCCUCCGGCAUCAACUCUCUCGUCAAGGUGCUCUUGAUGAUGAAGCACGGCAAGAUCCCGGCCAACGUCGGUAUCAAGGGCGAGAUGAACAAGACUUUCCCUGCAGACCUGAUCGACCGCAACGUCCACAUUUCCCAGAAGGAAGUCCCAUGGCCACGCAAGGGCGCCGCCAAGCGCAAGGUCUUCUUGAACAACUUCUCCGCUGCUGGUGGUAACACCGCCUUGCUCAUCGAGGACGGACCUCUUCACGAAGCACCUACGGUCAAGGAUCCUCGCAGCACUCUCCCCUUCACCGUGUCGGCUCGCAGCAUUGCUUCGUUGAAGCGCAACAUCAGCAAUCUCCAGCAGUACAUCGCCGACAACCCGUCCACCACUCUGACUUCGCUCUCGUACACUUUGGGCGCUCGUCGCAUCCAGCACAACUACCGCGUGGCAUUCCCGCUCGCGGACAUUGCCAAGGUGUCUGAUGCCCUCGAGGCGCAGGUCAAGGACUCGUACAGCCCGGUUCCCAUGGUGCCCACCAAAGUAGCCUUCUGCUUCACUGGCCAAGGCUCGCAAUACACUGGCCUUGGACAGAUCCUGUACCAGGAUUUGAAGAGCUUCCGCGAUGACAUUGACCAGCUUAACCAUCUCGCCACCAUUCAAGGUCUCCCAUCCUUCCUCGAGCUCCUCGACGGCACUGAUGUUCAGACCCUGUCUCCGGUGAAGGUCCAACUCGGCAUGGCUUGUAUCCAGGUCGCUCUCGCCCGCAUGUGGGCCUCGUGGGGUGUCACCCCGGCCGCCGUCAUCGGACACAGUCUCGGCGAGUACGCAGCCCUCCAUGUUGCCGGGGUCAUCUCCGCUUCCGACAUGGUUCUCCUCGUUGGCCGCCGCGCCGAGCUUCUCGUCCAAGACUGCACUCCUCACACCCACGGCAUGCUUGCUGUCAAGGGCAGCGCCGAGUCCAUCCGCAACACUCUCGGCAACAAGAUGACCGAGAUUGCAUGCAUCAACGGACCCGAAGAGACCGUCCUGUGUGGCAGCGGAGAGGUCGUUGCCGCCGCAAGCGAGGCUUUGACUCAGAAGGGCUUCAAGGCCACCAAGCUCAAUGUGCCGUUCGCCUUCCACUCUGCGCAGGUCGACCCCAUCCUUGACCAGUUCAAGCGUGUGGCCUCCUCGGUCACCUUCAACAAGCCCUCGGUCCCCGUCCUGUCCCCGCUCCAAGGCGAGAUCAUCCGCGAGGCGGGCAUCAUCAACCCCGAUUACCUUGCCCGCCACGCUCGCGAGACCGUCAACUUCUGGGCUGCCCUUACCAGCGGUCAGAAGGAGAAGGUCUUCGAUGACAAGACGGCGUGGCUCGAGAUUGGCGCUCACCCCGUGUGCUCCGGUAUGGUCAAGGCCUCCAUCGGCGCAACGGUCGCUGCUCCGUCGCUCCGGCGCGGCGAGGACGCGUGGAAGACCAUCUCCACCAGCGUCUGCACUCUGUACACUGCUGGUGUGAACAUCAACUUUGACGAGUUCCAUCGGGAAUUCAACGAUGCUCAGGAGCUGCUCCCUCUUCCCACCUACAGCUUCGACAACAAGAAGUACUGGCUUGACUACCACAACAACUGGACCCUGACCAAGGGCGAGGAGCCCAAGGUCCGGGAAGUCAUUGUCGAGAAGCAAGUUGCUGGGGCUCCAGCGGCCGCUCCUGCUGCGGAGCCUCCUGCCAAACGACUUUCCACCUCCUGCCAGAAGGUUGUCCUCGAGGACUUCAGCGCCAACAGCGGCCGAUUGAUCGUCCAGAGCAGUCUCGCGGAUCCCAAGCUGUACCCAGUCGUUUGCGGCCACAUGGUCAACAACGCCGCUCUUUGCCCGUCUUCGCUCUACGCUGAUAUGGCUUUGACUGUGGCGGACUACAUCUGGAAGACUAUGCGUCCUGGUGCCGAGGCGCCGGGCUACAACGUCUGCAAUAUGGAAGUGCCGAAGCCGCUCAUUGCUCAGAUCCCCCAACCACCUCUUGGGCAACAUAUCCAGGUGGAGGCGAAUGCCGAUCUCGAGAAUGGUCAGCUCAAGUUGAACUUCCGCAGCGUUGAUCCCAGCGGCAAGAAGCUUCAAGAUCACGCCCACUGCACGGUUCGCUAUGAGGAGAAGGAAGCGUGGACCACCGAGUGGGCCCGCUACAACUUCAUGGUGAAGGCGCAGAUGGAGAUCUUGAACCAGAAGACCCUCACCGGCGGUGCGCACAAGGUGCAGCGCGGCAUGGCCUACAAGCUCUUCAAGGCGCUUGUCAGCUACGACGACAAGUACCGUGCCAUGGCCGAGGUCGUGCUGGACGGUCAAACUACCGAAGCCUCCGCCACGCUCGACUUCCCCACGAAGCCCGAGGACGGUGACUUUUACUGCCCGCCAUACCACAUCGACGGCUCCUGCCAUAUCUCUGGAUUCAUCGUGAACGCCAGCGAUCUCCUCGACUCCGAGCAGAACGUCUACGUCUCGCACGGAUGGGGCGCCAUGAAGUUCUCGCGUCCUCUUACCGCCGGCAUGAAGCUCAAGAACUACGUUCGCAUGCAGCCGCAGCCAAACAACAUUUCCAAGGGUGACGUCUACAUCAUGGAGGGCGACGAGAUCAUUGCCGUUUGCGAGGGCAUCAAGUUCCAGCAGAUCCCUCGCCGCGUCUUGAACACCUUCCUGCCGCCCAACAAGGCCUCUGCUGCCGUGUCCAGCCCUGCUCCGCGACAGCUUUCCGCCCCGGCACCCGUCAGUGCUCCUCUUGCUCCUGCCCCGUCCGCCCUCAAGCAGACCAUGGUCCGCUCUCCUGCACCCGCUCCCAUCAAGGUUAUGCAGCCGCCGCCUGCCAAGGCUACCCUGGCCGCACCAAAGGCUGCGCCGAAGCAGAAGAAGACGGUGCAGAAGAAGUCGUCGUCGGGCGGUUUGCUUGGCAAGGUCAUGAAGAUCCUGGCAAGAGAGACCGAAGUCGACGAGAACGAGUUGGUCGACGACGCACACUUCGAGAACUUGGGUGUCGACUCUCUCCUCUCCCUCACCAUCUCGGCCAUCUUCCGAGAGGAGUUUGAGAGGGAGAUCAGCUCGACCCUCUUCACCGACUACCCCACUGUUGGCGAGAUGAAGAAGUACUUUGCCCAGUUCGACGGCGGUGCCACCAGCUCAGAGGAGGAGGAAGACUCGUCUGACGAAGACUCCAUCCCGCCUACUGAUCUGCCCACGCCCUACGAAGCAGCCUUCUCCACACCCGCCAGCUCUGCACCCAGCAUAGCACCGAGUGACGAUGGCAAGCCCGAUUCACCCGAUCGCGAGUCGCUCGGCGACGUUGGCGACGUCAGCAUUGCCCGACACAUCGUCGCUCAGGAGAUGGGCGUCGAUAUCUCCGAGGUCACCGACGAUGCCGAGCUGGCCGAGAUGGGCAUGGACUCGCUCAUGAGCCUGACCAUCCUCGGCGAGCUGCGCGAGAAGACGGGCAUCGACCUUCCCUCCACCUUCCUGACCACCAACCCCACCAUCAAGGACGUGGAAGACGCUCUCGGCAUGCGCCCAAAAGCUAAGCCGGCGGCAGCCCCCAAGCCUGCUCCCGUCGUCGGCAAGUCUGCAGGCGGCCCCUUUGCCAAGAAGAACAAUGAUCUGCUCAAGAAGACUGAUAUGAACGAGGUGAUUGCGCGCUUGGAGGCGCUCAACAACACCGACUUGAGCAAGUGGCCCAAGGCCAACUCCGUCCUUCUGCAGGGCAACCCGCGUGAAGCCAGCAAGAAGAUUUUCUUCCUGCCUGACGGAUCCGGUUCGGCGACCAGCUAUGUCCAGAUCCCCAACAUUGGUCCGGACGUGUGCUGCUAUGGCUUGAACUGCCCCUUCAUGAAGGACCCGGAGCAAUGGACGUGCAGUCUCGAAAUCUCUGCCCUCAUCUACCUGCAAGAGAUGAAGAGACGGCAGCCCAAGGGCCCGUACAUCGUCGGCGGUUGGUCCGCAGGUGGUGUCAUCGCCUACGCCGUGCAGCAAGCGCUCCUCGCCGCCGGCGAGCAAGUAGAGAAGCUCCUACUUCUCGACUCGCCCUGCCCCGUAGACCUCGAUCCCCUCCCCGCCCGCCUGCACAUCUUCUUCAACCAAAUCGGCCUGCUCGGACAAGGCGACGCAAGCAAGACGCCCAAGUGGCUGCUCCCGCAUUUCGCCGCCGCCAUCCGCAAUCUCUCGGACUACAAGCCGAAGCCCAGCCUCAAGCCGGUGCCGACGUACUUUGUGUGGUGCCGAGAGGGCGUUGCUGGGAACCCUGGCGACCCUCGACCGCCGCCAGCGGAGGAGGAGGACCCGGCGCCGAUGAGGUGGCUGCUGGAUCACCGGACGGCAUUCGAUGCCAACGGUUGGGACCAGCUUACCGGAAACAGCCCGAUGAAGUUUGGCGUUAUGGGUGGCCAUCACUUCUCAAUGAUGAAAGAGCCCCUUGCUGGGGACCUCGGAAACCUCAUCAGAGAAGCCAUUGACUGGAAACCGUAA